Molecule: messenger RNA, 1427 nt
Organism: Physeter macrocephalus (sperm whale)
Lineage: Eukaryota; Metazoa; Chordata; Mammalia; Artiodactyla; Physeteridae
Gene: PARD6G
Product: par-6 family cell polarity regulator gamma
Exons: 3
Coding region: 141-1256 (371 amino acids)
Biological process (GO): regulation of cellular localization; centrosome cycle; establishment or maintenance of cell polarity
Cellular component (GO): nucleus; apical plasma membrane; cell cortex
Molecular function (GO): protein binding
Source: RefSeq, a predicted model, not a curated record
CGCUGCACUCGAGCUGCCCCGCGGCCGAGCGAGCGCGGGCCGGGGUCGGGGCCGCGGCGGCGGGUAUUGCACCCAGGGUCCUUCUGCAGCCCCCGUAGCGAGGAGCGAGGGCGAAGACGAGGCUAAGCGGGGCCGGAACCAUGAACCGGAGUUUCCACAAGUCUCAGACCCUGCGCUUCUACGACUGCAGCGCGGUGGAAGUCAAGAGCAAGUUUGGAGCUGAGUUCCGAAGGUUCUCCUUGGACCGUCAAAAGCCUGGAAAGUUCGAAGACUUCUACAAGCUGGUUGUGCACACCCAUCACAUCUCCAACACCGAGGUGACCAUCGGCUACGCAGACGUGCAUGGCGACCUGCUGCCCAUCAACAACGAUGACAACUUCUGCAAGGCGGUCUCCAGCGCCAGCCCCCUGCUCAGGGUCUUCAUCCAGAAACGAGAAGAGGCCGAGCACUGCAGCUUCGGGGUGGGCUCGCUGUCCAGGCGGCGGCGCCCCCUGGCCCUGCGGGAGGACGGCCCUCGCCGGCGCACACACCUGCACAUCGGCCUGCCCCACGACUUCCGCCCCGUGUCCUCCAUCAUCGACGUGGACAUCCUCCCCGAGACACACCGCCGUGUGAGGCUGUACCGGCACGGCUGCCAGAAGCCGCUGGGCUUCUACAUCCGCGACGGCACGAGCGUGCGCGUGGCCCCGCAGGGGCUGGAGAAGGUGCCCGGCAUCUUCAUCUCCCGUAUGGUGCCUGGCGGCCUGGCCGAGAGCACUGGGCUGCUGGCCGUGGACGAUGAGGUCUUGGAGGUGAAUGGGAUUGAGGUGGCCGGGAAGACACUGGACCAGGUCACGGACAUGAUGAUCGCCAACAGCCACAACCUCAUCGUCACGGUCAAGCCGGCCAACCAGAGGAACAACGUGGUGCGUGGCAGCCGUGCGUUGGGCAGCUCCGGCCGCUCCUCGGACAGCACAGCCAGCCGCCACAGCCUGCCUGCAGCCCACGUCCUGCAGAACUUGCCCCCUGACGAGAUGGAGAGCGACGAGGAGGCCGACGUGGUCCUCGAGGGCGUCCUGGAGCCCCGGCUGGUACCCAGGCCGCCACCAGGCAGCCUCGCUCGGGUCAACGGUGCUGGCCUGGCACCCGGCCUGCACAGCCCUGGGCGGGAGGGCAGUGUCCAGAGGCUGCUCAGCUCCCUCCGGUCCGACCCCCGCCACAGCCUGGCCCUGCCCCCCGGAGGGGUGGAGGAGCACGGGCCAGCAGUCACCCUGUAGGGCCAGGCGUCAGACAGGUCAGUUUCCUGAGGGGAAAUGCUUCUUAAAGUUUUAUUCUAGUCUUAAAAUAAGAAAAAAUUGUAUACUGCACUCCUCCUUUUUGUUGUUCUUACUUAUCCCUCCCUUUUCUCCCACAACCCUAACUCUUUAUUCCAACUUACGGAGAGAAAA